This is a messenger RNA of Conger conger (European conger), 2904 nucleotides long. Its product is annotated as divergent protein kinase domain 2A. The transcript is spliced from 4 exons. Bases 503 to 1792 code for a protein of 429 amino acids. Lineage: Eukaryota; Metazoa; Chordata; Actinopteri; Anguilliformes; Congridae. The record is from RefSeq and is a predicted model, not a curated record.
GGAGUAGAAUCCAUUGUGGUGCUUGAGCGCCUGAGAGGAGCAAGUUGGAGUGAGAUGAGGACAGAAAUCGAUUUAUUCUUAAAGGAAUGCAUCGGAAAGGAAUAAAGAAAUGGAUUUCUAACGUGCAAGACAAGAUUUUUUAUUUUUGAGAAAGAAACACGUUGACAUUUCAGUACAGCCUUGAGGAGGAUGAGUUAACCGAACCUGCAAAUGUUGAUUUCACUGAAAACGAGGUUAUAAUUGGAGCCUUUGAGUUUGCACCGGGGUAGUGAUUUGACUCGGCGGGCUGGCGGAACUCCGCGGAAAUUUGCGGAACAUGGGACAGUGGGGUCUUGGAGAGCUUGGCAGCGGAGCGCUCCAGUGGCCCCAUCAGAGGCAAGGUCUUUAAAUGAGGAUAUAUCACACCGCGAUGACAAAGCAGUGACCGGCCCGUUCUCCCCCUCACCCCAUCCCAGGCCAGACUUUACCCACAGCCCCUCGUUCUCCGUGUCGCAGCGAGAACAUGCUGCGCUUCCUCUCCCUCAAGUUUGGCCGUCUGUACCGGUGCCUGAAGUUCCUGCUGUUGGUGGGCCUCUUUGUCAUCCUGGUGAUGAACACGCACAACCUGUUCGCCUCGUUCCAGAGGAACGAACUCACCGACCGCCGCUUCAUCAACCUCAACAAGUGCCCCGCCUGCUUCGGCACCAGCUGGUGCCGCAAGUUCAUGAAUGGGCAGGUCUCCUUCGAGACAUGGGGGCGCCUGCGCUUCCUCGACUUUUUCAACGUCAAGAACGUCCACUUUGCACAGUACGGGGAGCCCAGGGAGGGCACCCGCAGGAUCGUCCUCAAGCGGCUGGGCUCCAACCAGGAGCUGGGCGACAUCGACCAGAAGAUCUGCAAACGGGCCACGGGGAGGCCGAGGUGCGACCUCAUCCAGGCCAUGUACAAGACUGAGUUCGCCCGGCUGAACGGGGACGUCAGGCUCCUCACGCCGGACGUGGUGGAGGGCUGGUCGGACCUGGUGCACUGCCCGUCCCAGAGGCUGCUGGACCGGGUGGUGCGGAGGUAUGCCGAGACUAAAGACUCAGGGAGUUUCCUUCUCAAGAACCUCAAGGACACCGAACGGAUGCAGCUGCUCAUGACCCUAGCCUUUAAUCCGGAGCCGUUGGUUCUCCAGAGCUUUCCUUCGGACGAGGGCUGGCCGUUCGCCAAGUACCUGGGCGCGUGUGGCCGGAUGGUGGCGGUAAACUAUGUGGGUGAGGAGCUGUGGAGCUUCUACAACGCCCCGUGGGAGCAGCGGGUGGACCUGGCCAGGCAGCUGAUGGACAUCGCCGAACAGCUGACCAACAACGACUUCGACUUCGCGCUCUACCUGCUGGACGUCAGCUUCGACAACUUCGCCGUUGGGCCGCGGGAUGGCAAGGUCAUCGUGGUGGACGCGGAAAACGUCAUCGUGGCAGACAAGAGGCUGAUAAGGCAGAAUAAGCCCGAGAACUACGACGUGUGGUACGAGAGCCGGGUGGAGGACUGCGACAAGGAGGCCUGCCUGUCCUUCUCCAAGGACAUCCUGUGCUCGCGCGUCACCGUUGACCACAACUACUACGCCGUCUGCCAGAACCUCCUCUCCAGGUACUCCACGUGGAGGGGCACCACGGGUGGGCUCCUGCACGACCCCCCGGCGGACGUGGCCAAAGACGGGCACCUGGAGGCCCUGCUGGACGAGUGCACCAAGCCCAAAAAACACUACGGCCGCUACCAGGCGGCGAAAGAGCUGCGGGAGUAUCUGGCCCAGCUGAGCAAUAACGUGAGGUAGUGAAUAGAGUGGAUUCGUAUUCAGACUGAACGCCCCCCCCCCCCCCCCCCCGUUUCUCAGCACUGCGACCGCAAUCAUGGAUUUUUUUUUCUUCUUCCCGUUCAAGACUAUGUCACGGACGUCCUGACCGCUUCCUCACUUCUCCAUGUCACUUGUGUUUUUUUUUUUUUUUUUUUUUUUUGUUGCUUAGUUUACAUUGGCAGACAGAGGAGGUCGGUUGCAAAGUUUUCAAUUGGCCCUGCAAUCCCACUGUGGGCCAGAGGAUCAGCAGGCGGGAGGAUUGUGAUGGGGGAGUGGAGGGGCAAGCUUGCGUAUUUGACAGCACAAGAUGAGAAGGCGGGGCAGCCUCGUGACACACGGCCUCGAUCAUAAACGAUCGUCCCGGCCACCUGCAGGCCCGAGGCUCGCCACUGACCAACAUUUUCGUCUGGGUGCUUUCGCGGUGCCGAUAUUUCAUUUUAAUGACGGCUCGCAAAACGCUCCGGACCUCUUGGACUGAUAUACUGCGCUUUGUGAAGAUCUUGUUGCUGUUUAUUGAAGCCGAGAUGGGGUUUGCUGAUUUUCGAUUUUCCUGCUAAAUUGAAAGGACUCUCAGUUGCUAGGGUUGGCAGAGGACUCACAGAAAUUCUGUCACUGUAGGGUGGAGUGGAACAUUCAGCCCCCGACUCCUGUAUCCUAGAGCUUGGCAAUCAGAAUUUUAGAGGAAACCAGAGACGUAGGGGGAACAUUAAGUAUAAAACUAAGGGAUUGUAAAUGUGCAUAUAUUGCAUAUACCAAAGAAUCUGGCUGUAUGUAACAUGGUCCCCAGUUACAAUGCCAUACUUGUUCCUCGCAGAACAGUUGUAAGUGACAUAAGGAAUCUGUCUCGAUGAGUAGAGAACUGCAAGAUCAGGUCCGCUUCUCUGCAUCCAGGGAAAAGCAAGAGAGCGGGGAGGAGAGGGGGGUGGGUGAUGUACGAUUCUGAAGCGGUGCCUUUCAGCCAGAUUGUACACAGGCACUAGAUUCAAAUAGGCUUUUAUACGCAGUUGGGUUUCUCACUGUUCUCUGACAGUAGCAGGCAUUUUGGAAAAGGGAAUAUGUAUGCCCACAAAAUAAAAGUGAUUUUUCCCAAA